This is a messenger RNA of Gallus gallus (chicken), 2477 nucleotides long. It is a transcript of the gene MHCY4, whose product is annotated as major histocompatibility complex Y, class I heavy chain 4. Lineage: Eukaryota; Metazoa; Chordata; Aves; Galliformes; Phasianidae. The transcript has 7 exons. Bases 24 to 1277 code for a protein of 417 amino acids. The record is from RefSeq and is a predicted model, not a curated record. Gene Ontology annotation, biological process: immune response. Gene Ontology annotation, cellular component: external side of plasma membrane.
GGGCGUGGAAGGGGAGGGGGCUGAUGGAGAAAGAAUGGCGGUGCUUCCGUGCCUGGGGCAGCGCUCCCGUCCCGUCCCGUCCCGUCCCGUCCCACAACGCUGCGGGAAGCGAUGGCAGCAGCUGCAAUAGAGCACGCUUUGCUUACUGCAAACUCCGCGUCUUUACGAUGGGCAGCGGCUUGGCAGGAUGGGCAGAGAAAGAAAUCGAAGGAGUCCCGAAGGCGUGUGACUCCCUGAAGCCUUACCCUGUUGGGAUCCUUCUCCUCUGGUGUGCUGGGGGUUCUGGUGCUGCUUUGUGCUCUGAGGAAUGGUUCAGUCGUUCUCCCUCUGCAGGCGUGGAAACCUUGUGCUUCAGUACAGGGUCGCACUCCCUGCGCUACUUCCUGACCGGGAUGACGGAUCCCGUUCCCGGGAUGCCGCAGUUCGUGAUCGUCGGGUAUGUGGACGGCGACCUGUUUGGUAAGUACGACAGUAAGAGCAGGAGUGCACAGCCCAUCGUGGAGAAGCUGCCGCAGGAGGACCAGGAGCACUGGGACACGGAGACCCAGAAGGCCCGGGACGGCGAGCUGGAUUUCUGCGGGUUCCUGGGCAGGCUGCCGGAACAGUACAACAAAAGUGGAGGGUCUCACACACUGCAGAUGAUGUUUGGCUGUGACAUCCUGGAGGACGGCAGCAUCCGAGGGUAUGAUCAGUAUGCAUUUGAUGGGCGGGACCACAUUGCCUUUGAUAUGGACACGAUGACGUUCACCGCGGCAGACCCGGUGGCAGAAAUCACCAAGAGGAGAUGGGAGGAGGAAGGGACGUAUGCUGAGAGAUGGAAGCAUGAGCUGGGGACUGUCUGUGUUCAGAAAUUGAGGAGAUACCUGGAGCAUGGGAAGGCGGCACUGAAAAGGAGAGUGCAGCCCGAGGUGCGAGUGUGGGGGAAGGAGGCCGACGGGAUCCUGACCUUGUCCUGCCACGCUCACGGCUUCUACCCGUGGCCCAUCAGCAUCAGCUGGAUGAAGGACGGCAUGGUCCGGGACCAGGAGACCCACUGGGGGGGCGUCGUGCCCAACAGCGAUGGCACCUACCACGCCUCGGCUGCCAUUGAUGUGCUGCCGGAGGAUGGGGACAAGUACCGGUGCCGCGUGGAGCACGCCAGCCUGCCCCAGCCUGGCCUCUUCCCAUGGGAGCCGCAGCCCAACCUGAUCCCCAUUGAGGCUUGGCUGGUCGUCCCCUUGGUGGUUCUCUUCGUUGCUUUGAUUGCAUUAUUGGUGUGGAAGUUCCUGUCAGGGUAGGAGAAGAAGGGUUAUGAAGGAGCGCCAGGUGAGUGCCAAGGGCAGCACUUUACCCUGCCAGUGCUUGGGGUCAGGGCACUCUGGGUCCCCUCGUUGCUUUUGGGGUCACAGUGGUGGUGGUGGCAUGAUGCUCCGUGCCCCACAGCAAGCACAGAGCCAGGGCUCACGGCUCACCCUCCCUUGCAGGCCACGAUGGGGUAUCCAGUGGCUCGGCCACAGGUAUAGUGUGGAAUGGGCUCAGGAGGGAUCUCUGUGGUUGGAGUGGUCCCACUUCCCUGUUGGACUCACGUCCGGGACAAUACUGGGUCCAGCACUCCCUGGAGAACCCCCAGGGUGGUGAGUCGGGAUGGGGAUGUGGCCCCACAUGAUACCAUCUCUUCUCACCCACACAGAAAGUGAACUUUCCAUCUGAGUGCUGUGCUGCUUCAGCCAGCCCUGCAUGCAUGUGUUUGGAGUUUGUGGGUGUGUGUAUCUCUGUUUGCUGAACUUCCUGCAUCUCCUCGGGCUGACGCAGUGUGUGCUCCCCUGCUCACACACUGUUUCCAACAGUUAGCACAUGGGUUCUGCCCUGUGCUAGGCGCUCUCCUACCAUGUAGGAUUAUCUUACCUGGUGCCUGUGCCAAUUGUACCCAGGUCAGAACGCCCCAGUCUCAACUUUGUUCAGCUUCUUUCUUUGUGAAAAGCUGCUAUCAGCGCUGUGCUCAUUGCAGUCAGCCAUUAGCUUCAAAACCUUGUUGGGCAGCUCAUGCCUUGGAUGGGUGCUGCUGACCAGGCUUUGAGCCAAGCUGGCAUGGUUUUGUAAUUUUGCCAUUGGUAUUCCACAUCAUAGCAUCAUGGACAGCCCGGGUAAUUACAGGGUUAAUAGUCCAGUUCCGUGGAUUGACAACCUUCCAGAUACCUGCUUCUCGAAAGAGAAGAAGAACUGCGUAUCCCAGAGGACCUCACGGUCAGAGAGGGAAGAUACGGCACUGAAAUCACGGGAUAUGAGUGGCGUGAUCAGGCUCACACUCUCUCUCUGGCAGCCACGCAGAGUGCUGGGUGUGCUUCCGAGCUGUGCACCUUCAUUCAAGCAGACCUUUCGGUUUUGGAAGCUUUCUCUUAUUUUAUCUUAUUUAUUACCCUUACUUUCAAUUUGAUUGUAUUAUAUUGUGUUAUCUUGCAUUCCAAUAUCACGGUUAGUAAAAUAAGUUUUCCACCUUA